CUACGCGGGAUUCACAACGUAGAAAAGCAUGGCGAAGGUGACGAAGCGCAUGGCCAAGCCGGCGGCUCCUCCGUCCAAGGCGAUGGGCGCGCCCAAGAAGCUCAAGGGCAAGGCUGCCACGCCCAUCAAGACGAAGCGCGUCAAGGCCAAGGUGGCCCGCGCCAUCAAGAACAAGGCGCCCAAGCUCGUCGAGAACACCAAGCAGCUCCUCGUGCUCCGCGGCAACAAGACGAACGAGGAUGUCACGAACCUCCUCCGUGACCUGCGCAUGAUCAAGGCGCCGGACGCCAAGGCGCUCUCGAAGCGCAACGAGCUGCACCCGUUCGACGAUGCCAACAGCGUCGAGUUCCUCACGGCCAAGAACGACACGAGCCUCUUCCUCCUCGGCUCGAGCACGAAGAAGCGCCCGAACAACGUCAUCUUUGGCCGCACGUUCGACGGCCACCUCAUGGACAUGAUCGAAAUGGGCUUUGAGAACUUCAAGUCGAUCGAUGACUUCAAGGUCAAGAGCAAGAUGGCGCCGGGCUCCAAGCCGUGCUUUGUGUUUGCCGGCAACGAGUGGGACACGAUCGAAGAGUACACGAAGCUCAAGAACCUCUUUCUCGACAUCUUCCGCGGUACGAUCACGACGGCCGUGAACCUCAAGGGUCUCGACCACGUCAUUGUGUGCUCGGCCGCCAAGAACCGCGUCCUCUUCCGCCACUACUCGAUCGACUUUAAGCUCUCGAACGACACGCACCCGCGCGUCGAGCUCGACGAGAUGGGGCCGCGCUUCGACCUCUCGUUCCGCCGCCACAAGUUCGGCUCGGCCGACUUGAUGAAGGCCGCGUGCAAGAAGCCCAAGGAGCUCGCGCCCAAGAAGGUCAAGAACAUCACUCGCGACGCGCUCACGGGCGACAAGAUUGGUCGCAUCCACGUCGAGCACCAAGAUAUUUACAGCAUGAACGUCCGUCGCGUCAAGGCGCUGCGCAAAUCGCCUGGUCAGCUCAAGACGGACGACGAAGCCAUGGACUAGAUAACUACAGUACUACCUUAACAACAACAAAAUUCAGAUCUAGAUGUCAACACCA
Messenger RNA from Saprolegnia parasitica CBS 223.65, 1070 nucleotides. RefSeq lists its product as hypothetical. Gene Ontology annotation, molecular function: rRNA binding. The transcript has a single exon. Gene Ontology annotation, cellular component: nucleolus. Bases 29 to 1015 code for a protein of 328 amino acids. Gene Ontology annotation, biological process: ribosomal large subunit assembly; maturation of LSU-rRNA from tricistronic rRNA transcript (SSU-rRNA, 5.8S rRNA, LSU-rRNA). Lineage: Eukaryota; Oomycota; Saprolegniomycetes; Saprolegniales; Saprolegniaceae. The record is from RefSeq and is a predicted model, not a curated record.